CGAAGUUUAACGGUAACCAGUCAAUUAUUAGGAUUUGGCGGGAACCAGGAACAAAAAUAUAAACAGAUAUUGAAAAUAAGAAAAAAGACACGAUUACUUGCUAUUUAUAGAGUAGAGACCAGUAAACCAUGUCAAUGAAAGAUAGUCAUAAACUGUUCCUACAGUCUUUCAUGUCGAGAGGACUACUAGAUGCUAAGGAGGUGCGACAAUUGUACAGAACUUGUUGUCUUAAAUUCAAUGAGAAAUAUGCAGAAAAGGAAGAAGAUCAGAAAGCACAUUUGUUGGAAUUUGUGAGAUCUAUAAAUAGAAAUAUUCAACCGUUUCACAUGGAAAUUAAAAAAGGUGUUAGUGAGGAAGAAGGAAAAAGUUUUUACUGUUUGGUUUGUACCUCAGAUACAAGUAUAACUAAGUUAGCUUCAGACUAUACACAACCAGAAAUGGAAUUCUUCAAAAGGCUGAUUGAAAGCAUUAUAGAUUCAGAUAAUGGUGAGAUAGGUUCAACAUCAGCUAUAAACAGUGUAGAUAAAUUAGAGAAAGUAAACAAGAAAUUGAGUAAACAAGAUGCUCAGAAUUUAUUAGAGAGACUUGAAGCUCAGAAAUGGAUUAAAAUUAGUAGAGGUCGUGUAUCCCUAGCAACUAGAGCCUUAUUAGAGUUAGAACAGUAUAUAUUAGAAGUAUACUCUAAUAUUACAGACAAAUGUAAUGUUUGUAAAAGAUUAUGUGUGAAGGGCCAGUCAUGUGACAGCUGUAAUACCAAGUUGCACUUCCACUGUGCAACCAGAUUCUUCCAAAACAAAGAGAACCCACGAUGUCCAAAUAAAGAAUGUGGUGUUAAUUGGGCACAUGAAAUACCUAACAGAUCUACAGAUGUGGAAAUGCCGUCAACACAACAAGAGAGUCGGAAGAGAAAAACCCGAACUUGAUGUUUUAUGUUUUACUGAUUUCAAUUACUAGUCAGAUUGUUUUUAGAUUUGAUAAAUGUGAAGUUGUUCUGUAUAUAAUGGAUUGUAUAUUAAGGUAGAUUGGGGGUCUUUUUCUGAGCAUCCCUUCUGAUCAUGUUGCAAAAAUUCAUUUUGGUUUAAAAAUAUUUUACCAAGUUUCAUAUAAUAUACAACAAAAACAUCUAAAAGUUUAAGAACUUUUUUUCUAAAAACUUAAAGAUUAAACUAUAAAGAAAUUAAGUGUUGUCAAGUGGAUUUCAAAUAUUUUAAAAAAAAAAUGCUUUUAAUAUCUAGAGCAGAUAAUUAUAUUGA
Molecule: messenger RNA, 1253 nt
Organism: Mytilus californianus (California mussel)
Lineage: Eukaryota; Metazoa; Mollusca; Bivalvia; Mytilida; Mytilidae
Product: non-structural maintenance of chromosomes element 1 homolog
Exons: 8
Coding region: 129-923 (264 amino acids)
Biological process (GO): DNA damage tolerance; double-strand break repair via homologous recombination
Cellular component (GO): nucleus; Smc5-Smc6 complex
Molecular function (GO): ubiquitin-protein transferase activity
Source: RefSeq, a predicted model, not a curated record